This is a messenger RNA of Amphibalanus amphitrite, 3297 nucleotides long. RefSeq names its product collagen alpha-1(III) chain-like. NCBI's taxonomy places the organism in Eukaryota, Metazoa, Arthropoda, Thecostraca, Balanomorpha, Balanidae. Gene Ontology annotation, molecular function: RNA binding. The record is from RefSeq and is a predicted model, not a curated record. The coding region runs from base 551 to 2533 and encodes 660 amino acids. The transcript has 11 exons.
ACGGAAAAAGUUUAUGUUUUAGACGCUAUUUACAUAUCAGGCUAUCAUUUUUACCUUUUAAGCGUUCUCUGAUUAUGUUGUAUCUGCUGCAGUAAUUUUCAUUUGGUGUUUGUACCCUUUUCUGAGGGCUUUAGAUUGCGCCGUGACUGUAAACUCCCAGAAUGAUGUGAUAUGACAAGUUCCACAUUUCAGACCUAUUUUGAUGGUGUUUUAAUUAUUAUAUUACAUAAAACUUUUUUUUCUAAUUGAUAUCCUUCUAUGGUCUGUUCCAUAUCAAGCUCUUGCUAUUGAAGUUCCUUCGGCAGCUCGCUCCUCUGUUCAAUAUUUUGUGCCUUUGAACGUCAGGGCUGUACAUAGGUACAGAAAUCACGCACUGCUUUCAGCGGGGCACUUAAGCUGCAAGUUGAUAUUGAAGAGAGUAUAGACCGAAAUGUGAAGCCAUUGUUAACCUGAAAGAAAUAGUACCUACCAUGCACCUUAAACUUCAAUGUGGUUGCAAAUGUUACACACAAGGCCAUAACUAACAGUGUGUCAUCAAAAAGGCCCAGCCAUGGCCUCAAUAGAUUGGGCGGCGGAGAUGGAGGAGUUUGACGCCCACGGGGAGGAGCCCGUGCCACCCGAGCUGGACAUCACCGACAUCCCCCUGGUGGAGCCGUUCGCCGUGCUCGUCUCCAACGUGCCGCCGGCCGCCGAGCCCGCCGCCCUGGCGCACGCCUUCCGCGGACUCGAGAUCAAGGAGCUGGAGCUGGAGAGGGGGCCGGACGGUCGGGCGGCCGGCCGCGGCUAUGUCGAGUUCACCACCCGCGAGAUCCUCAUCGAGGCUCUGCAGAUCAAGGACCUGGAGCUGGACGGUACGAAGCUGCAGAUGGAGCUGAAGCGGGCGCCGCCACCGGAGCCCGAGCGGCCGCCCUCGGCAGACGAACAUCGCGGCGGUUACGACUCCCGCGAGCCGCCCGGUGACGUUCGCGGAGGGAACUUCGGUCCCCGAGAGCCGCCCCGCGACAUCCGCGAGGGCAACUUCGGGCCGCCGUCGCGCCACGAGCCGGGGCCCUACGGAGGUCGCUCCUCUGAUCGCCAUGACGGCCCGCCCGGCCGCGGCAUGGACAGGGGACCCCGAAGAGACGGCCCACCAGGGUACCACGGCUACGACCGGGACGACCACCGGGGUCCGCCCAGGGGAGGCGGGCCCGGCGGUUACGACAGGGGUGGCCCUGGUGGUUACGAUAAGGGUGGGCCGGGUGGUUACGAUAGAGCUGGGCCGGGAGGCUACGACAGGGGUGGGCCGGGCGGUUACGAUAGGGGUGGACCGGGAGGUUACGAUAGGGGUGGACCGGGAGGUUACGAUAGAGGGGGUCCAAGAGGAGGCCCUGGGGGCUAUGACCGUGGAGGUCCCGGCGGGUAUGACAGGGGCCGUGGCGGUUACGACAGGGGAGGCCCCAGCGGUUACGACAGGGGAGGCCCCGGCGGUUACGACAGAGGCCCCGGCGGUUACGAUAGGGGUGGCCCCGGCGGUUACGAUAGGGGAGGUCCCGGCGGCUAUGAUCGGGGUGGUCCUGGCGGCUAUGAUCGGGUUGGUCCUGGCAGCUAUGAUCGGGGUGGUCCUGGCGGCUAUGAUCGGGGUGGUCCUGGAGGGUAUGAUAGGGGCGGCCCCGGUGGCUUCGAUCGGGGCCCGGGCGGUCGCUUCAGCGGCGCACCCCGGCCGGACGACAGGCACGGCCCCGGCCCGGACCGACCCAACUCGGCGGUGCAGCGGCUGCCCGACGGCCGGCCGCGGCUCAACCUGAAGCCGCGCUCGGUGCCGGCGGCAGAGAUCGGUAAGCCGGCGCCGGCGGCCGCCAACAGCAGCAUCUUCGGCGGCGCCCGGCCCGUCGACACGGCCGCCAGGGAGCGCGAGAUCGAGGAGCGGCUGCGGCGCGGCGAGCGCGGCGGCCGGCCGCGCGACCGGCUCAGCCCGCAGCGGCGGCCGCCCUCCGGCGACGACCGGCGGCCCGGCGGCCGGCAGGGCUCCGAAGACCGGCACGACGACCGCCGGCCGCCGGCGCGCCGCGGCUCGGGCGACGACCGAGGCCCCGGCCGCCAGCGGUCCGAGGACCGGCACGACGACCGGCGGCCCGUGGGUCGGCAGGGCUCCGAGGACAGACACGACAACCGGCGGCCCGUGAGUCGGCAGGUCUCAGCUGAGGACCGGCACGAGGAGCGCCGGCCGCCGCCGGGCCGUCAGUCCUCGGAGGACCGGCACGAGGAGCCGCGCCGCCGGGAGGAGCGCGGCCAGGACGGCGCCGGCGAGGAGGAGGAGCGCUCCUACAAGCAGCGCCGCGCAGAGGCCUACAGAGACAUCCGCCUAGAGGGCGCGCCGUCGCACAAGAAGCCCGAGUCCAAAAAGACGCCGGCCGACCCGGCACCGCCGUCUGACCGCCGAGACCAGGAGACCGAGCGGCCCGUCAACGGUACAGCUCUCCCAGAAAUGAGGCCGGCCCGGCUGCGGCCCGCCUCCGGAGGCGCCCCCGCCGGCGCGGGGGCCGGCCGACAUUAGUGUGCGGCCGCCGCGGCCGGCCGGGCCUCCGGCCCGGGGCCGCCGACCUCCGGGCCCCGCCGGCCCGUCUGUGGGCCGCGCGGGGCCCGGGCCCACCGACCGACCGCGCCUGAGCGUCCGCCUGCCCUGCGCCCGACGCGUCCGUGUCCGCACCGCCGCCUGCGCCCGCGCCACCGCCGCCGUCCCGUGAGUGUGCGCACAGCCGCCGCCGCCCGCUCGGAGCCCGCCCUGCGGCAGCCAGCGUUAGAGGCAGCGGUUAUUAUACCUAUACACGAGUCAGUGAAUGGUGCGAUGGUUCUGAACGGGAGCCGAUGGAGGGUUUGGACCGCGGUCCAUAGGCGGUGCCAUGACAGCGCCGGUGGUCGACAGGCCGCCGCUGUUUGUUGUUUGUCUCCGGUGUAGCGGAGGGCGGCGGUGAGCUGUGCGCGGCCCUGCACCGCGCCACCGCCCACUCGGGCGGCCGUCAGGGCUCGAGGCGAGGCUGUGCCAGUCAGGGAGGCGGCCGCCAGUCGGUCGGCCGCACGGCCACCGCCCUUCUCUUCUCGUAGUCGGUAGUCGGGCAUACUGCCAUGCUGUGUAGUGGAUUGUCUAUACAUAUAGUCGCGCGCCCCAUCGCUGUGUCAUCGGUAUAUUUAGCUGCAUCGCGAUUGCUAAUUAUUAGACGUUUGUUGGGCGAGUUUUGCUCGUCGAUAAUGCAUUAUGUAAUGCACGUUUUGUAUUUCACAUUUAAUUUUGGAGAAUACACAUCCGUCUUAAUGGGAAAA